AUGAAGCCAGCCAGAGGCAGUACGCAUCGUUUGACCGAGUCCAGCCUGGAACAAUAUGGCCAGCUCCUGCAACGGGAGCUCAACACCAGAACAGUCUCAUGGGCCGAGAAAGUCAUCAAAGACGAACAAAUCCAUCAAUUCUACUCACAAUCCCACCUCAGAGGUCUCGAACAUCGGCAUCCGCAAGACCCCAUCCGUGACAUUCACCUCGCUGCCACUAGUGUGUCGACAUCAGACUCAUCACUCACAAGCCUCAAGCUCUUCGAAUCGCAGCAGGGGAUGUGCCUCGAAGACCCGUUGGAACGUUUCCUAACGCCGGUCGGAUUGGACCACCGCACUCGACCUGCGUUAAGAGAGAUGGAGUUCUCGCUUGGGUGUAUGGAUGAAAAGGAGCAAAGGCAGCAAAUAGCUCAGCAGAGAGCUGAUGCGGUGGUAAAGAGCAAGGUCAGGGAGCGGACCGUGGACAGUCGACGAAGUUGA
Messenger RNA from Aspergillus chevalieri, 480 nucleotides. RefSeq lists its product as uncharacterized. The coding region runs from base 1 to 480 and encodes 159 amino acids. The transcript has 2 exons. The record is from RefSeq and is a predicted model, not a curated record. NCBI's taxonomy places the organism in Eukaryota, Fungi, Ascomycota, Eurotiomycetes, Eurotiales, Aspergillaceae.